GCCCCCAUGGCGAAGAAAACCUACGACCUGCUCUUCAAGCUGCUGCUGAUCGGCGACUCGGGCGUGGGCAAGACCUGCGUGCUCUUCCGCUUCUCCGACGACGCCUUCAACACCACCUUCAUCUCCACCAUCGGGAUAGAUUUCAAGAUCAAAACAGUUGAAUUGCAAGGAAAGAAGAUCAAACUGCAGAUAUGGGACACAGCAGGUCAGGAACGGUUUCACACCAUCACCACCUCCUACUACCGAGGUGCCAUGGGAAUCAUGCUAGUGUAUGACAUCACCAAUGCCAAAAGCUUUGAAAACAUCAGCAAAUGGCUCAGAAACAUUGAUGAGCAUGCCAACGAAGAUGUGGAGAGGAUGCUGCUAGGUAACAAGUGCGACAUGGAUGACAAGAGGGUGGUGCCCAAAGCAAAAGGCGAACAGAUUGCAAGGGAGCACGGUAUUAGGUUUUUUGAAACUAGCGCAAAAGCAAAUAUUAACAUUGAGAAGGCAUUCCUCACGUUAGCAGAAGACAUUCUUCGAAAGACCCCUGUAAAAGAGCCCAACAGUGAAAAUGUAGAUAUCAGCAGUGGCGGUGGCGUGACGGGAUGGAAGAGCAAGUGCUGCUGAACGUGCUCCCUCCUCGCCAAGCGCCAUCUUCCUCCUCCUCCUCCUCUUCUUCUUCUUGCUGUGGAAUAAACCACUUUGCCCAUUUUUAACCUUAAAAAAAAAUUUUUUUUUUUUUUUGUUCCUCAUCUUAACAUGGCUCCACUCUUCCUUUGUUCUUCUGUUUCGGGAGAACUCGCUGACGAUAAUUUUUCUGGAAACUGUAUUAAAAUCAUGUCUGACUCUUCUUUUCUUUUAAUGUACCAGCUCAACUCGGCGUCACAUCCUGGUUGUAUUAUAGCCCAGUCUUAACAUUAAAACUUAGAGCAAAUCAUUUCAGCUCCAGUCUGCAAAUUGUACAAGAAUAAAACUUAGCAUUAACAGUUUAUUUUGUACAGCAGUGGGGUUUUGUUAAUGAAUUCUGUGCUUAAGUCACCAUAUUUGCAUCGGCAAAAAAGAAAUCCAUUCGCCUUGAGUAUGUAAAUGGGGUUUUAUUAUUUUGUCCUGUGCCUUAUGUGGAAAGGAACUUCGGUUCUCCCCCUCCCCCUUUUUUCCUUCUUCCCCUCUUCCUGCUCUGAUGGAAGCAGGAUGGGAGAGUUGGCCCCCCCCACUUGACUCCGCCACAUUUAAACUAUCAAACUCUCCUGUGAUGACUUUACUGUGAUUGAUGUAGUGAAUUGAGGACAAGGGGGUUAGAGCAAGAGAUUCCAGUCUGCUUGGUGUCUCCUUCUUCCCUGGGGAGGGAAGGGGGGGGGCUUUAAAUGCUGACCAGUUCCUGCUGCCAUUUUCUUUCUCUCUACCAAUUUCCUCCUUAUUUCCUUUCUCUCUCUCUCUCUUUUUUGCUUGCAUGCCGGUUUUAUUUUUUAUUUUAUGGUGUGAUGUGUUUAAGAGACGGCAACACAGUACGUUUGCCAAAUUUAAUUCGAAGCACUGAUCACGGAUUCUAGCUUUCUGAGGUAAAACGUGAAGUAUCUACUAACCUUUGUCUAGCAAACGUCAGGCCCGCUACUAUCCCCCCCCUCCCUCCUACGUAGUUAUUGGGGUUUGUGGUAAUAAUGGAAGAAUUAAUUGCAUGCACUAGUUUCCUAUGGAGGAUGGUGAUGAUGAUGUGGCUGUUGUUGAUCUUUAUGUAUGACUCUGCCAGGCGGUUCACGAAUCCACAGCCCUCGACACAGAAUUGGUUCUCUUUGCUGCUCCAGGCAGGUGACUCGGUAGCCUAGUACAUAUUUAAGACGGGUGGGGGUGGGGGAAAGAGGGCAGGUGAGUCGAAUGGUCGCACCCCUAAGAUGCUCUCCUUCUGUGUUUGAGUUCUUCACAAUAAAAAACAUCCCUUGUUUACAA
This is a messenger RNA of Podarcis raffonei (Aeolian wall lizard), 1926 nucleotides long. It is a transcript of the gene RAB10, whose product is annotated as RAB10, member RAS oncogene family. The record is from RefSeq and is a predicted model, not a curated record. Gene Ontology annotation, biological process: cellular response to insulin stimulus. Gene Ontology annotation, molecular function: GTP binding; GTPase activity. Gene Ontology annotation, cellular component: Golgi apparatus; insulin-responsive compartment; recycling endosome. The transcript is spliced from 6 exons. NCBI's taxonomy places the organism in Eukaryota, Metazoa, Chordata, Lepidosauria, Squamata, Lacertidae. Bases 7 to 609 code for a protein of 200 amino acids.